This is a messenger RNA of Linum tenue, 4474 nucleotides long. The record is from the annotation of a GenBank genome assembly. Lineage: Eukaryota; Viridiplantae; Streptophyta; Magnoliopsida; Malpighiales; Linaceae.
ACUUCCCUUAUUCUGCUGCCCAUUCCCAUUCCCAUUCCCCAGCUGCUGAUCAUCUCAGAGGGGAAAGCAGCAGAAGAAGAGGAGAUUUGAGGAGAAAAAAAGGAAAGAGCAGCUAACUACCUGGUCUGGCUGCAGCAACGUACAUCGCCGUCUCGUUAGUUCAAAAUGCAACUCCACAUAUCUCCAAGCUUGAGGCAUGUCACAGUGCUUCAAGGGAAAGGUGUUAGAGAGCUCAUCCAAGUCAAAGUUGGAGGCAAGAAGGUUUCGUAUCGAAUGAUCUUGUACUCGCUUCUCUUCUUCACCUUCCUCCUGCGGUUCGUGUUUGUCCUCUCCACCGUCGACUCCAUUGAUGGCGAAACGAGAUGCUCCUCUCUUGGUUGCUUGGGGAAAAGAAUAGGGCCAAGGUUACUAGGAAGAAGGAUGGACCAAUCUGUUCCUGAAGUAAUGUACAGAGUACUAGAACAACCCAUUGACAAGGAUGAACUACAAGGAAGAACAGACAUCCCUCAAACACUGGAGGAGUUCAUGGCUGAAGUCAAAGAUUCAGGAUUUGAUGCCAGAACUUUUGCUCUCAAGCUCAGAGAAAUGGUACUGUUCCUUCCUCUAUAUAUACACAUCUGAAUUGCACACAAAAAAAACCCAGAAAUGUCCUAAACCCAGUUAAAAGGCUCUGAUCACUCUUUCUUUCCUCUUCACAGGUAUCACUAAUGGAAGAAAGGACAAGAACAGCGAAAAUCCAAGAGUAUCUGUACAGGCAUGUGGCAUCAAGUAGCAUACCGAAACAGCUCCAUUGCCUAGCCUUGAGGCUGGCGAAUGAGCACUCCACGAAUGCAGCCGCCAGGCUUCAACUCCCUUCGGCUGAGCUUGUGCCUGCUCUUGUUGAUAACUCUUACUACCAUUUUGUACUUGCUUCAGACAAUGUCCUUGCAGCAGCUGUGGUUGCCACAUCCAUAGUCCAUAACUCAUUGAGGCCACACAAGUUUGUGAUCCACAUCAUAACAGACAGAAAAACUUACUACCCAAUGCAAGCCUGGUUCUCCUUGCACCCUCUAACCCCUGCGAUAGUUGAGGUCAAGGCGUUGCACCAUUUCGAUUGGUUCUCAAAGGGUAAAGUUCCUGUCCUUGAGGCAAUGGAGAAAGAUCAGAAGGUGAGGUCACAGUUCAGAGGUGGGUCUUCUGCAAUCAUUGCGAAUAACACGGAUAAACCUAAGGUGAUUGCCGCCAAGCUCCAAGCUCUUAGCCCCAAAUACAACUCCAUGAUGAACCAUAUCAGAAUUCAUCUGCCCGAGGUAACUCCUGAAAAUUUGCAAGACUUGUCACUUUACUUCCAAGUAUGUUUUGUUUUUUUUUCAUUUCAAACCCAUUUUGACAAAAGUCCUGUUGUUGAUUUGUUUUUAUCAACCUGCAGCUUUUCCCAAGCUUGAACAAGUUGGUGUUCCUAGACGAUGACAUUGUGGUACAGACCGAUCUUUCGCCACUUUGGGACAUCGAUCUGAAUGGGAAAGUGAAUGGAGCUGUGGAGACAUGCAGAGGGGAAGACAAGUAUGUAAUGUCUAAGAAGUUGAAGAACUACCUGAACUUCUCACAUCCUUUGAUAUCUCAGCAUUUCAACCCUGAAGAGUGUGCUUGGGCAUAUGGAAUGAACAUCUUCGAUCUAGAGGCUUGGAGAAAGACCAACAUCAGUAACACCUACCAUCAAUGGCUUGAACAGAACCUGAAAUCAGACCUCAGCCUGUGGCAGCUGGGAACACUACCACCAGGGCUAAUCGCAUUCCACGGCCAUGUCCAAGCCAUCGAUCCAUUCUGGCACAUGCUAGGGUUAGGGUACCAAGAGAAUACCAGUUAUGAGGAUGCUGAGAGUGCUGGUGUUAUCCAUUUCAAUGGAAGAGCAAAGCCAUGGCUAGACAUAGCUUUCCCUCAGCUCAGGCCAUUAUGGGCCAAGUACGUUGACUUCUCUGAUAAAUUCGUCAAGAGUUGUCACAUUAGAGCAGCUUAAGAACUUGACCAAAUGGAUAAGGCCAAUCACAGCCCACCCACAAGGAAAGAAGACCAUCUCUCUUUCUGCUUUGUAUAUGAAGGAGAAGACUACAAGUGGAUGAUGAAGAGAAGCAAAAAAAAGAGGUUCAUUUGGCAGUUCCAGAACAAGAAGGCCUUCACAAGUUCAGAUUGUAAUAUAUUUUCCCCUCUUUCCCCCAUACUUUUUCUUUCAUUUCCUUUCUUAUGGUCUUCUCCCGAAAAUUUGUUCUUUCCUUCCUUUGUAAUUCAUGCCACUUAGGAGAUUAGUAAACAGAAAUAAGUUUUUUUGGAUUCAAGAAAGGAAAGGAAUUUAACAGAGAAUCAAUCAUACAAAAGAGAAACUUCUUGUUAUUUCGCCACUUCUUCCUGCAGUCUGUUUAUUUUCAGUUAUCAAAUGAAGGGAAGGAAUCCAUUGAUUCAGUCCCUUCACUUUCUUCCAGUUACAUUGGAGACCAAAUCUUUGAGAAACUUGGCAGACUUGGUGAUGGGAGAAUUGAUAGCCAUCAAAUUAUACAAAACAAUCUCAACUUCACCUAUGGAAGGCCUCGCCUUGAAUUGUGAAAUAACCUUCAUCUCACCUCCUUCUUCUUCAACAAGAACACUCCACUUCUCCCCACUCACAAUUCCAUCCCUCACACACUUAAAGAUCACUCCUUUCCUCUUGCUCAAAACUCCUUGAACCUCCAGCCCCAUGAAAGAAUAGAUUACCUCAAAUGAACCCACAAAGCCACUCAGUUCUUCUCCAAAAUCGCCAUCACCCCCUCCUUCAAGUCCCCAUCUUGGGUUCAGAAUCACAACUGGGUUUGGAUACAUGCCGUCUGCAACCCUUUUCACAUCCACUAGCUGGGAACUCUCUGGAGAAAGGAACACUGCCACGUCAGCACCAGAUAUUGAUCUCCUGAUGUUGUCAUAGGAAGACAUGUCGACGUGUUCAACAUUGGCUGAUGAUGAUGAUGAUGAUGAUGAAGCAGCCAACUGGAAUGCUUCGAUUGCAGCAUCUCUGAGUGCAGGGUUGGGCCAGAGGAUCAGAGUCUUGACUGGGGAGCCUUUUCUUUUGAUGGGCAAGUCCUUGAAGAUUUCAAGAGCUAGCUGAGAGAGGGAAGCUGGGGAAUCAUCAACCACGGGGAUUUCAACUUGGAACCUUGGCUGCUUGAGCUUCUUGAUCCUGCCAACGAGCUUGGGGUUGUUGAGGGGCUUCUCUAAGGUUUUGGAGAGGCAGGUUUGGGCUUGGAGGAUUGCUUCUUCUCUGGAGGCUGGUGGGUUGGAGGAUGACGGAAGUGAAGAGUGGACUUGAAGACAGCAAAGUUUGGAUCUUUUCUUGGGAAGAACAGAGUGGGUGAUGGAAAGAUGAUGGAGGUCAUUGUUGCGAUGGGUCAGGGUAAAUGGAAGGGACUGGCUGAGAACUGGAUGGCGGUAAAGCAGUGGAGGUGGUGAAAGCUGUGUGGGGUUGAAGAUUUGAGAAUGGAGCUUGAGAAGACUACUGUAACCCAUGGAGGAAAGUGGAUAGUUUUGGUGGUGGAGAAAAAGAUGAUGAUGAUGCAGAGAUACUUACAUUGAGUGUUGGUUGAGACUUGCGAGAGAAUAACUGAAGAUGAUGGUCCUGUACUGGUACUGCUGAGAAAUUCGAAGGAGAUAAGAUAUGAUUCAUGAUGUAUGGCAGCUUCACAGCCGCAUAAUCAUUUCAAAUGGAGUUGCCCCACAAGCUACAAUUCUGCCUUUAGGACAUCCCAAUCCAAGAUACGUCCUCUCAGAGUCGAUUCCGAUUUCCUAAAGCAAAUCAUUCCUGUUUUAGCCAGCGGAUUGUAAAAUCGUACCAGAGGAUAUUACCGAAAAUGUCAACGAUCGGAUAUUUUGUGCGAGAAGAAUGAACAUAUAGUUCAGAGAGAUGAUACGGCUAUAGAGAUCUGCUAGAGAAACUUAUUGAAAUUUACACGAGUAUACCAGCAAUAAUUCAUAGAUCAUCACUCCAGAUUGGGACAUUGCAGGGGCCACGGAGUCACCCACCAAUUCUGAGUUAGAACACUUCAUCAAAAGCUCAUACAUGACCAAGAACAAUAAGAGGAGAACGAAUUACAACUUGGGUUGCAAAAUCCAGCCCUCAGCCACCAACGAUUGCGGCAACUUAAGCCACAGGCGGUCGGAGCACAUGGUCCUGUGAGGUAUCAACCGAAGCCGGCGGCAUAAACUGCCACAUAGCAACUCCCGGAUAACCAAUGAAAGGCACCAACUUGUUGCCGGGAGCUUGUCCUUGAGCUGCAGCAAAGGCGGCAGCUGGAAUAGCAGGGGGAGCAGGCAAAAAGCUAGGUUGAGCGUGAAUGGUUUUCAUUUGCUGUUCCAGCUUCUCUUUCUCUGCUUUAAGACGCUGCUUCUCAUCACGAAGUUCAUUCUUCUCCACCUUCAAUUCUUUAAUUUUCUCUUGAAGACUUGAAUUUGAGUCCUUCAGUUUCUGUGCUUCACC